Molecule: messenger RNA, 570 nt
Organism: Adineta ricciae
Lineage: Eukaryota; Metazoa; Rotifera; Eurotatoria; Adinetida; Adinetidae
Source: the annotation of a GenBank genome assembly
AUGGUGUUUAUUCUUCAAAAUAUGUUUUUGAUCACUGUUCCAGUGUCGACUUUAUUAACAACUGUUGCAAUGCUAUUACCUUAUUGGUGGUCAUCAGAGACACUACAAGUUGGUCUAUGGAGAGCUCGAUCAACUUCCUCGUCAUGGUUACUUGUUGAACCACAGCUUGAAACGGCGGAAGGGCGCGUUUUAUUUCUUCUACAAAUUCUCUCGUUGGCAUCCGUUUUACUAGCCGAUAUCAGCGGUAUCAUAUGGUUUGUCAUUCUCGUUCGUCGUUAUUCAUCAUCAUUAUCCUUCGCAUCAAUUUUAUCACUUCUUAUAUUUACAAUUCUUACUUAUUUAUCUUUAUCGGUCAUGAUCUAUUUCGUUUGGAUAACUACGAAAGAAUACAUUCAUUUAAUACAAAUCUCAUAUUCAUUCUAUCUGGUCUUAAUCAUCGUUGUAUUACAUUCAUUAACGCUAAUUAGUCUGAUUAUUAACCUAUUGAGAUACCGAACGAUGUAUCACUCAAUUCAACCAACGCUGCUAGAGAAGAAACUUGCUUUUGCUUUUAAUGAACCUAUUGUAUAG